Messenger RNA from Mobula hypostoma (lesser devil ray), 4108 nucleotides. It is a transcript of the gene ppid, whose product is annotated as peptidylprolyl isomerase D. Gene Ontology annotation, molecular function: peptidyl-prolyl cis-trans isomerase activity; protein binding. Bases 45 to 1163 code for a protein of 372 amino acids. NCBI's taxonomy places the organism in Eukaryota, Metazoa, Chordata, Chondrichthyes, Myliobatiformes, Myliobatidae. The transcript is spliced from 10 exons. The record is from RefSeq and is a predicted model, not a curated record. Gene Ontology annotation, biological process: protein peptidyl-prolyl isomerization; protein folding.
GUGAGCGGAAAUCGUUUGUGUGCGCGCGGCUGCAGUCGUUCGGAAUGGCGAAUUCUUCUCCCAAAGUGAAGCCCGCUAAUGCGGCCAACCCGCGGGUCUUUCUGGACGUGAGCAUGGCGGGCGAGUUAGUUGGGCGGAUAGUUCUGGAACUUUUUGCCGACGUUUGUCCUAAAACAGCUGAAAAUUUCCGAGCAUUAUGCACUGGAGAGAAGGGAGUUGGGCCGACCACUGGAAAACCUCUGCAUUUCAAAGGCUGCCCCUUCCACAGGAUUAUAAAGAAGUUUAUGAUUCAAGGAGGAGAUUUUUCCAAUCACAAUGGAACUGGAGGAGAAAGUAUCUAUGGAGAGAAAUUUGAAGAUGAAAAUUUUCAUUACAAGCAUGACCAAGUAGGACUUCUUAGUAUGGCCAAUGCAGGACCAAACACCAAUGGCUCGCAGUUCUUCAUCAUAACGGUGCCUACUCCUCAUCUAGACAACAAACAUGUGGUUUUUGGUCAGACAUUGAAAGGAUUGGGAGUGGUAAAGAUGCUGGAAAAUGUUGAAGUAAAAGCCGAGAAGCCUGUAAAGCAAUGUAUUAUAGAAAACUGUGGUGAACUUAAAGAAGGAGAUGAGUUAGGUCUUGCUCCUGCUGAUGGAUCAGGGGAUGCAUACCCAGACUUUCCAGAAGAUAAUGAUGAAGAUAUAACUAAUAUUGAUACCGUUUUUCGGAUUGCAGAAGACUUAAAGAAUCUUGGGAAUAACUUCUUUAAAUCCCAGAACUGGAUUAUGGCAGACAAGAAAUACUCCAAGGCUUUAAGAUAUAUAGAUGCAUUAAGAGAUGAAAUUAAUCAAAAAUCAGCAGAGAUUACAAAACUGGAUUCUGUUGCACUAAGUUGUCAUCUGAACAUAGCUGCCUGCAAGCUGAAAAUUUCUGACUGGGAUGGUGCCAUUGAAAGUUGUGAUGAGGCUUUGACGAUUAAUCAAUCAAACACAAAGGCACUUUAUAGAAGGGCACAGGCUUGGCAAGCAAAGAAGGAUUAUGACCAGGCACUGGGUGAUCUUAAGAAAGCUCAGGAAAUAACACCUGAAGACAAAGCUAUAAACAACGAAAUACUCCGGGUGAAACAAAAGAAGAAGGAAGAGAAAGAGAAGGAAAAGGCAGCUUAUGCAAAAAUGUUUGCUUGAGAAUUUGUUUUUUUUUAAACAGUUCAAAAUAGCCUAGUUUUUUUUUUGGUCUCCAUUUUCUUGGGCACUUCUGUUUGUUGGAUCUGUUGUCUGUCAGAUAAUGUGUUUUGUCUAUAGAAAACAAGAGACUAGAUGGUGAAUAAACAUUGAAAUUUAAUUAUGCCAUGUGUAAUAAAAUUGUUAAAAUAUUAAAAUAAAUAUUGAAAAUAAAGUUUUGAACUUUUUCCUGCCAUCUAAGUUGAGGGUUCUCUUCACAGUAAUUGAAUAUAAGAAAUAAUACAUGUAAGAAGAAUUGUUCUUUCUUUAACUUGCCAUUGUAACCUCUUUUUCCCCUCAUCUGCCCUUGCGACCUCCCCAUCACCCAAAACUUCCUCCUUCUGGUUACCCUCCUCCUUCCCUUUAUUUGAUCUCCUCUGUCCUAUUAGAUUCCUUCUUCAGCCUUUUGCGUCUUUCGUCUUUCUACUUUCCAUCUUACCUGUUCCACUUGCACUCACUUAUCACCUGUCAGUUUGUGCUCCUUCUGACCUCGUCCCACUGUCUUCUCAGUUCUCAUGAAGGGUCUUGGCCUGAAUGGUCGACUGUUCAUUUCCCUCCAUAGACGCUGCCUGACCUCUAGAAUUCCGCCAGCAUUUUUUUGUGUCAAACUCCAUUGGAUAUUAUUUUCAUAAAUACAAUUAAAGCAUAGAUUGAUGCUUUUUAUUUUGUCUUUUACCUAUGCUAUUUAAUGGUUAAAGUAAAAAUGAAAUGUUUAUUGCUGACAGUACAUGGCAGUAACUAAACUCCAGUUUACAUGUUAUAUGUGUGCAUGGAAACUAAUAAUUUUUUUCCUUGAUUUUAAAGAAAACUAAUUACUUUAGAAUUGUUAAUGUUGAAGUUAGAAUUAUCGAAGGAACUAGAGGGCCUGAGCUUUAGGGAGAUGAUGGCCAGGUUAGGUUAUUCCUGGGAAUGUAGGAAAGUAAGGGGUAACGAUUUGGAAGUGUUUCAAGUUCUGAGAGGCUUAGGUAAGCGGACGGUAAUGGUCUUUUCCUCCAGUGUAGGUGUGUCCAAAACUAGAGGGCAUGGAUUUAGGGGGAGAGGGGAAAGUUUUAAAAGGGAUCUGAAGGGUAACUUUUUCUCUACGCAGACGAUGGUGAGUAUAUGGAAUGAGCUGCCAGAGCAAGUGGUUGAGGCAGGUACAAUAGUAUCAUUUAAGAAGCACUUGGACAGAUACGUGGAAUGGAGGGAUAUGGGAGUGAGUGCAGGAAAUUGAGACUAACUUGGUAGACAAUGUGCUUGGUAUGGACUUGUUUGGCCAAAGGCCCUGUAUCUGUGCUCUAUGACGAAUCCAUUUGAAGUUGACUAAAUUUGUGCUUGUUAACUCAGUAAUUGAACUACUUCUUCCUAGGGUCCAGUAGUAUUUUUUUUCUUUCAACCAAUAUAAUACACAAUAGAUGAUUUAUACUUUAUUGUCACCAAACAAUUGAUACUAGAGCGUACAAUCAUCACAGUGAUAUUUGAUUCUGCUCUUCAUGCUCCCUGGAGUACAAAUUGAUAGUAAAUAUUAAAAAUUUAAAUUAUAAAUCAUAAAUAGAAAAGGGAAAGUAAGGUAGUGCAAAAAAACUGAGAGGCAGGUCCAGAUAUUUGGAGGGUAUGAUCCAGAUCUGGGUCAGGAUCCGUUCAGCAGUCUUAUCACAGUUGGAAAGAAGCUGUUCCCAUAUCUGGCCGUACGAGUCUUCAAGCUACUGAGCCUUCUCCCAGAGGGAAGAGGGACAAAAAGUGUGUUGGCUGGGUGGGUCGUGUCCGUGAUUAUCCUGGCAGCACUGCUCCGACAGCGUGCGGUGUAAAGUGAGUCCAAGGAUGGAAGAUUGGUUUGUGUGAUGUGCUGGGCUGUGUUCAUGAUCUUCUGUAGCUUCUUCCGGUCUUGGACAGGACAACUUCCAUACCAGGUUGUGAUGCACCCUAGAAGAAUGCUUUCUACGGUGCAUCUAUAAAAAUUAGUGAGGAUUUUAGGGGACUGGCCAAAUUUCAUUAGUUUCCUCAGGAAGUAAAGGUGCUGGUGGGCCUUCUUGGCAGUGGCUGCUUGGUUGGACCAAGUCAGGUCAUUUGUGAUAUUGACCCCGAGGAAUUUAAAGCUUUUGACCUGUUCCACUUGCACACCGCCGAUGUAAAUGGGGUCUGCGGUCUGCUACUCCUGAAGUCAACAACCAAUUCCUUUGUCUUGCUGACAUUAAGGGUUAGGUUAUUGUCUUCGCACCAUGCCACCAGGUUCUUACUUUCCUCUCUACUCAAACUCAUCAUUACCUGAGAUACGGCCUACAAUUGUGGUGUCAUCAGCAAACUUAUAUAUUGAGUUUGAUGGAAACUUGGCUACACAAUCAUGGGUGUACAGUGAGUACAGCAAGGGGCUGAGUACACAGCCUUGUGGGGCACCGGUGCUUAGAGUGAUUGUAGAGGAGAGCUUGUCCCCUAUUUUGAGAGUGAAAUUGAAACAGAUCCAAAUUUGGAUGAGGCUGUAAGAUUGGUACUUAAAACCUCAUCCUCACGCUAUUAGAUUGCGGUCCUAUAGAACCACCUGUUGGGUUUUGCGAUUAAAACUUUUACAGAUACUCACUUCUCCAUUCCCACCCUCUUUAAGAUUAUGGAGCAGUGUAGUUCUUAAUACCAAUUCUAUUUUAUGGUUAUCAGAAGAGAUAAAGAAAAUUAUCAAUGUUUAUUGCAUCAAGGAUAAUGCUGCUUUUACCAUGAAACAACAUGCAUCCUGAAACCCAUUCUGGGCAGGUGACAGCAAGUUUUACUUUGCAUUCAACUUUUUUUGACGGAAUAAGAAAAUUAAGUACAGACUAGAAUAUUGCUUUGAUUGAAUUUAGUUCAGUUAUCCUCAUUAUCAAUGGAAACAUUUCAAUUUUUGUGUCUUAUUGCUAUGAGAACUAAAUUUCAUCUGUUCUGUAAAUUAAUAAAGUUGUAUA